CUGUUUCCAAGGAUGACAAUGGAGCGUGCCCCUUGGACCUGGUUAAAAGAAGGAAGGGAAUCGCGGAAGUUGGUGUUGCUGGUUGUGUUUGUUGCCUUGCUUGUGGACAAUAUGCUGUUGACAGUUGUGGUUCCGAUUAUUCCUUCCUUCCUAUAUGCUACCUACAAAAAUGCUAGCUACCCUGCAUUUCAGUCCACCAUUCCAACAGUUCAAGCGCUCUCCUCAGCUGCUCCCAAUGCUUCCAUCUUCUCCUAUUCUGGCAAAUCCACAGUGGCACCACAGAUGGUGGUGACCAUUGCAGAAAGCACUACUGACAAUGUCACUGUAAAUACAAAUGGCAUCCAAGACAGACGUGUUCCGCCUCAGCUCCCUACAGCUGCUUCAUCCCUGAACAGCAGUUGUACUGAUGGGACAGAUUUUCUUACCAAGGAAAAUGUUCGUGUUGGACUACUCUUUGCCUCAAAAGCCUUGAUGCAGCUCCUAGCCAACCCCUUUGUAGGACCCUUAACAAACAGGAUAGGAUACCACAUCCCCAUGUUUCUUGGGUUUGUCAUCAUGUUCCUCUCCACGCUCCUGUUUGCUCUUUCGACUACCUAUACCUUGCUGUUUAUUGCUCGAGCCAUGCAGGGCAUUGGCUCUGCCUGUUCCUCUGUUGCAGGUCUGGGGAUGCUGGCGAGUGUGUACACAGAUGACUAUGAGAGGGGAAACGCAAUGGGAAUCGCCUUAGGGGGGUUAGCUUUGGGGGUGCUUGUUGGCGCUCCUUUUGGAAGUGUGAUGUAUGCGUUUGUUGGGAAGUCCUCUCCUUUCCUGUUCUUGGCAUUCCUAGCUCUGUUGGAUGGAGCCUUACAGCUUUGUAUCCUGCAUCCAUCUAAGAUUUCACCCGAGAGUACUAAAGGAACCCCUCUGUUGACCUUAUUGCAGGACCCCUAUAUUUUGAUUGCAGCAGGUUCAAUCUGCUUUGCUAACAUGGGAGUGGCCAUACUAGAAACCACUUUACCCAUUUGGAUGAUGCAAACCAUGUGCUCUCCUGAAUGGCAACUGGGGGUAGCUUUUCUUCCUGCCAGUGUGUCCUAUCUGAUUGGCACCAACCUAUUUGGGAUGUUGGCCAACAAAAUGGGACGAUGGCUCUGUUCACUGAUUGGGAUGGUGGUUGUCGGAAUCAGCCUUCUUUGUAUUCCCCUGGCUCAAAAUAUCUAUGGGCUCAUUGUGCCCAACAGUGGGGUUGGUUUUGCCCUUGGUAUGGUCGACUCCUCUAUGAUGCCUCUCAUGGGAUACUUGGUGGACCUUCGCCACACCUCCAUCUACGGCAGCGUCUAUGCCAUUGCUGAUGUAGCCUUCUGCAUGGGCUUUGCUGUUGGUCCUUCUACAGGAGGUGUGCUUGUUCGAGCGGUUGGCUUUCCCUGGUUAAUGGUCAUCAUUGCAGGCAUCAAUUUGGCAUAUGCCCCUCUCUGUUGGUGUCUGCGGAGUCCCCCAGCCAAAGAGGAGAAGAUUGCAAUUUUAAGCCAGGAUUGCAACAUGCAGACCAAAAGUUAUGUGACCCAGAAGGCUCUCAAGGAGUUUCCACUCACAGAUAGUAGCGAUGAUGAAAUUGAGACCGUGGAAUAGAAGCUACACUUUCAGUUGUCGCAUUUGGAAUCCUGUAGAGGCUUUCUUCCCAUCUUCUCACGAAGAGUUCUUUUGGAAAGCAUCAAAAUAGAACUGGGGAAAAUUGGAGGCUCUAGAUACUUUGGACUACAGCUCCCAGAAUCCUGUGUCACUGUGGGGUGGGCUGAUGGAAGUUUAAGCCAAAGAAACUAAUGGGCCAAAAUUUCCCCAGCCCUUUCCUAAAAAAAUAACACCAAACCAUGACUGGAAUGCAGUGGAGAAAGA
This is a messenger RNA of Anolis sagrei ordinatus, 1869 nucleotides long. It is a transcript of the gene SLC18A1, whose product is annotated as solute carrier family 18 member A1. The record is from RefSeq and is a predicted model, not a curated record. NCBI's taxonomy places the organism in Eukaryota, Metazoa, Chordata, Lepidosauria, Squamata, Anolidae. Gene Ontology annotation, cellular component: synaptic vesicle membrane; terminal bouton. Gene Ontology annotation, biological process: transmembrane transport; xenobiotic transport; aminergic neurotransmitter loading into synaptic vesicle. Gene Ontology annotation, molecular function: xenobiotic transmembrane transporter activity; serotonin:sodium:chloride symporter activity.